AUGGCCUCCACUCGUGUCCUCGCCUCCAGACUCGCCACUCAGAUGGCCACCAAGGCCGCCCGCCCUGCGGUGCGCGUCUCUGCCAUGCCCAAGCGCACCAUCACUGGCUUCUCCAGCCCCCUCCAGGCUGUCAAGCGCCAGCAGGCCACCACCAUCAAGUCCUCCAAGGUCUUCACCCAGGUCCAGGCCAAGCGCGCUUACUCUUCUGAGAUCGCCCAGGCCAUGGUCGAGGUCUCCAAGAACUUGGGUAUGGGUUCCGCCGCCAUCGGUCUUACCGGUGCUGGUAUCGGUAUCGGUCUGGUCUUCGCCGCCCUCCUCAACGGUGUUGCCCGCAACCCUGCCCUCCGUGGCCAGCUCUUCUCCUACGCCAUUCUUGGUUUCGCUUUCGUCGAGGCCAUCGGUCUUUUCGAUCUCAUGGUUGCCCUCAUGGCCAAGUUCACGUAA
Molecule: messenger RNA, 444 nt
Organism: Colletotrichum fioriniae
Lineage: Eukaryota; Fungi; Ascomycota; Sordariomycetes; Glomerellales; Glomerellaceae
Gene: ATP9
Product: ATPase complex subunit 9
Biological process (GO): proton motive force-driven ATP synthesis; proton transmembrane transport
Molecular function (GO): proton transmembrane transporter activity
Source: RefSeq, a predicted model, not a curated record